GGAGAAAGAGAGGCUAAGUAAUUUCAUAGAACUAAGACAAACAUCAAUAGCUUCCAAAAUGCCUAUUUUGCAUCUUUUCUUUCUCUUGAUUUUCCUGGUGAAGGCUGCCUCUGGUGGCAUUGUAACCAGUUUACCUGGUUACAGUAGCAAUGAACUUCCCUUCACUCUUGAAACUGGAUAUGUGGGUGUGGACAAUGGCAACAUACAGUUGUUUUAUUAUUUUGUGGAGUCGAACAACAAUCCUGAAACCGACCCAAUCUUGUUCUACGUUAGUGGCGGCCCUGGUUAUUCUGGUUUAUGGGGCUUCUUUUUCGGAAUUGGUCCCUUGACUCUUGAUUGGAACUAUAAUGUCACUGACCCUACCAAUACAGAGAUUCCAAAACUCUUUGAUAACGAUUAUGCUUGGACCAAGUUCCUGAAUGUACUUUUUAUUGAUGGACCUGCGGCUACUGGAUUUUCUUAUUCAAAAACUGAAGAAGGUAACCAAACGAGUAACAUAAAAUACGCUGCAAAUCUCAAUGAAUUCAUCCGCAAGUGGGUGCAAAAUAAUCCUAAAUUCAAGUGGAAUGACAUUUACAUUGCUGGUGAUGGGUUCAGUGGAAACUCAGUUCCUAUUGCUGUACAAGACAUUCAAAAUGCUAAUAAUGCUGGAGCUCAGCCAUAUGUGAAUUUGAGGGGUUAUUUUCUGAUAGGACCAGGAGCAAAUUUUGAUCAAGAUCAAAGUUCCAAAUAUGUCUAUGCUAACAAAAUGGGUUUAAUUGCUGAUGAAAUCUUUGAGGAUGCUGUAAGAACUUGUGAGGGAAACUAUUCAAACCCUCCAAAUGAAGAGUGUGAAAAAGCUAUGGUGCCUGUUAAAAAGCUAGUUGCCCAUAUAAACUUGGGAUACAUUUUAGAUCCUUCAUGUGGUGGUGACUCGCAAGGUCCUCAAAAUACAACUCAGUCUCUCAGUAAAAAACCUUAUGACAUGAUCAUAAAGAUGGGCCGUCGAUCUCUCCGCCAGAAAUCUGCAACUUCCCUUCAGGCCGACCGUGUUACUACUCCAGUGUGCAGGAAAGGGUAUCAACAAAUUGCAAACACUUGGGCGAAUUACCCAGGUGUAUUUGAAGCUCUUCAAGUUGAUAUGAAUAAUGCUCCAGAUCCAUAUUUCCUGUGGAGUACCACAGUUGACAAUAUUUUAUACGACAAAACUCAGAAGAAUGUGGUGCCAUAUUACCAAGAUCUUACCACCACCAGUAUCAGAAACCUAAUUAUGAGUGGUGACCAUGAUAUGGACAUACCAAAUGUUUCAAUAGAGAUGUGGAUAGGAUCACUUGGCUUGGAUGAGACUGAAAAAUGGAGAGAUAUUACUGUUUCCAGUGAAACUUUGGGAUACACAAGAAAGUAUGAAAAUGCCAGAGCUGGUUUCUCUUUGACAUAUGUAAGCGUAAAGGGAGGAGGCCAUUUCAUUCCACAGUAUGUACCUGUUGAAACUUAUCAAAUGGUUUAUAACUGGACAAUGGGUCUGGAUCUCUGAAACUCAUUGUUGGUGAAAAAGUUGUAAGGGAAGGUUAUCUCCUUUUGUAUCCCACAGCUUAUGCCAAUUAGAGUGGCUUAGUAAUAACAAAAAUGUAAUGUUUUAGUGUCUUUUAAUGGAAAUAAAUGAGUAUUGAGUUCUCCUCUUUUCUA
Molecule: messenger RNA, 1665 nt
Organism: Ricinus communis (castor bean)
Lineage: Eukaryota; Viridiplantae; Streptophyta; Magnoliopsida; Malpighiales; Euphorbiaceae
Product: serine carboxypeptidase-like 18
Exons: 14
Coding region: 59-1513 (484 amino acids)
Biological process (GO): secondary metabolic process; proteolysis
Molecular function (GO): acyltransferase activity, transferring groups other than amino-acyl groups; serine-type carboxypeptidase activity
Source: RefSeq, a predicted model, not a curated record